Messenger RNA from Otolemur garnettii (small-eared galago), 4597 nucleotides. It is a transcript of the gene OXR1, whose product is annotated as oxidation resistance 1. Bases 182 to 2794 code for a protein of 870 amino acids. Gene Ontology annotation, biological process: response to oxidative stress. Gene Ontology annotation, cellular component: nucleus. Lineage: Eukaryota; Metazoa; Chordata; Mammalia; Primates; Galagidae. The transcript has 15 exons. The record is from RefSeq and is a predicted model, not a curated record.
AUGGUCCGUCCCCGGGCCAAGCGAGGGACGCCCCUUCCCCCGCCUCCAGUGAGGCACGGGCAGCCACCUCCCCCGGGUCGGGUCGAACUGCCAGGCGGGUGGGCGGGCACGCUUGUGGUGGCCGCUGCCGCGGAAACCGUCGCCCUCCUCGGCCCCUGCCCCGGGCCCACCCCCUGGCAGCAUGGACUACCUGACCACAUUCACCGGGAAGAGCGGGCGCCUUCUGCGGGGCACAGCCAACCGCCUGUGGGGGUUCCGGGCUGGCGGCGAAGCCCGGCAGGUGCGCUUCGAGGAUUACCUGAGGGAGCCCGCCCAGGGGGACCCCGGGUGCGGGUCCCCGCCCCACCGGCCCCCGGCGCCGUCCAGCCCGGAGGGACCUGACACUGGCCAAAAGAAGACCCUAGACAAGAAGGAUGGGAGACGAAUGUCUUUUCAGAAACCUAAAGGGACUAUUGAAUAUACUGUUGAAUCAAGGGAUUCUUUGAAUAGCAUAGCCCUGAAAUUCGAUACAACACCCAAUGAACUUGUUCAAUUAAAUAAGUUGUUCUCCCGAGCUGUUGUUACUGGACAGGUUUUAUAUGUUCCUGAUCCUGAAUAUGUCUCCAGUGUUGAAAGCUCUCCAUCUCUAAGCCCUGUAAGUCCUCUGUCACCAACAUCAUCUGAGGCUGAAUUUGAUAAAACCACUAAUCCUGAUGUAGUCCAUCUAAAAGAAGCAACACCCCCAUCUACUUUUACUAGUACUAGUAUACGACCUACACGAGUUGUAUCUUCAACUUCUGAGGAAGAAGAAGCAUUUACGGAGAAAUUUCUUAAAAUUAAUUGCAAAUAUAUUACCAGUGGCAAGGGCACAGUCAGUGGUGUGCUGCUAGUUACACCAAAUAAUAUAAUGUUUGAUCCACAUAAAACUGAUCCUUUGGUUCAAGAGAAUGGCUGUGAGGAAUACGGCAUCAUGUGCCCAAUGGAAGAGGUGAUGUCCGCUGCAAUGUACAGAGAAAUUCUGGACAGCAAAGUGAAGGAAUCCUUACCCAUAGAAAUAGAUCAGUUAUCAGGAAAGGGCUUCUGCCAUUCAAAGAAAAUGACAGGAAGUAAUACUGAGGACAUAGACUCCAGAACCCGUGAUGCAGGUAAUGAUAGUGCCAGCACUGCUCCUAGGAGCACUGAGGAGUCACUUUCUGAAGAUGUGUUCACAGAGUCAGAACUCUCCCCUAUACGAGAGGAGCUUAUCUCUUCAGAUGAGCUGCGACAAGAUAAAUCUUCCGGCGCGUCAUCAGAAUCGGUGCAGACUGUCAGUCAGACUGAAACAGAACGUUUGACAAUCAAGUCAGGGUCUCCUAGUACUCCUGGUCAUUUAAAAUCUGAUGCUGAACAUUCUACAAAUGAAAUUGAGACUUUAUCUCAUAAAACUGAUUUAAGUAAUCUUGGAGUGACCACUAAUGAAAGAGAGCAGAUUAUAGAUAACUUUCAAGAGAUAUCAGGCCCUAAAGAACAAAGCUCAAGUGUACAAGGUAAUGCAGAUCAGGAUUUUCUUCUUGGUGAGAACUCCCUACACCAUGAGGAGAGUGAAAACCAAAAUACCUCCUGUGAGGAAACAGCAGAACUGAAACAAAAGCAGACUGUUAGCAAAGGAAAGCAAGGAAAGGACCAAAGUCGGGACUCAGAGACAGAGGUAGAAGAGCUAAGAAAACUCUGGAAAACCCAUACUAUGCAGCAAACUAAACAACAAAGGGAAAAUAUGCAACAGGUGUCACAAAAAGACAUUAAGCAUAAAAUCGCAUCUGCGGAUGGACAUGUAGAAGGUUCUGUGCUUUUAAAAGAAAAGAGAAGGCAUCGAUUACAUAAGUUCUUGUGUCUCAGAGUUGGAAAGCCAAUGAGGAAAACAUUUGUCUCUCAAGCAAGUGCCACAAUGCAGCAAUAUGCACAGAGGGAUAAGAAACAUGAGUAUUGGUUUGCUGUGCCACAAGAAAGGACAGAUCACUUGUAUGCCUUCUUCAUUCAGUGGAGUCCAGAAAUAUAUGCAGAAGAUACUGGUGAAUGUACCAGAGAGCCUGGAUUUAUAAUAGUAAAAAAGAUUGAGGAGUCUGAAACAAAUGAGGAUUCUAGUGAUCAAGCAGCAGCCAGAGAAUGGGAGGUAGUGUCAGUGGCUGAGUAUCACCGCAGGAUCGAUGCUCUAAAUACUGAAGAACUGCGCACACUCUGCAGACGUCUCCAGAUUACUACAAGGGAAGACAUAAAUUCUAAGCAGGUUGCUCCUGUGAAAGCAGAACUGGAGUCUGAAUGUUUUCGACCCAACCUUAGUGAUCCCAGUGAACUUUUACUGCCAGAUCAAAUUGAAAAGCUUACCAAGCAUCUUCCACCAAGAACAAUUGGCUAUCCAUGGACUCUUGUUUAUGGUACUGGAAAGCAUGGCACAAGCUUAAAGACCCUGUAUCGAACAAUGACAGGUUUAGACACCCCAGUGCUGAUGGUGAUUAAAGACAGUGAUGGCCAGGUUUUUGGCGCAUUAGCAUCUGAGCCAUUUAAAGUGAGUGAUGGCUUUUAUGGUACUGGAGAGACCUUUGUUUUUACCUUCUGUCCAGAGUUUGAGGUCUUUAAGUGGACAGGAGAUAAUAUGUUUUUUAUCAAAGGAGACAUGGAUUCACUAGCUUUUGGUGGUGGAGGAGGAGAAUUUGCCCUUUGGCUUGAUGGAGAUCUCUACCAUGGAAGAAGCCAUUCUUGUAAAACAUUUGGGAAUCAUACACUUUCUAAGAAGGAAGAUUUCUUUAUCCAAGACAUUGAAAUCUGGGCUUUUGAAUAAAUACAGUGCUCUCUGUCUCAGCAGAAUAAUGGCCCAAACCUGACAUGGACAAGCAUUGUUUGGAAAGUUCAAGAAGCAAUACAGUGUAACAUGUCACUCAUACUUUAAAAGUCGUCUGUUUCACCAUUUAUUAUAGCUAUGAUUUUGGAGUUUAUUUUUCAAAUCAUGUUUCUGUUCCAGAGUUGUUUAGGUUUAGGCCAUGGCCUGGGUUCAUGCACUAGUAUAACAGCUUGGGUGUUGUCAGAAUUUUGGCAACAGUUUGAUCAUAGCAACAGCCUCAUUUUCAGUUCAUGUUAUUCUUAGUCUCCUAAUAGGAUGGUGCUCUUUUGUUGAAUCUAUUUUGGUUUAUUGUUUUCUUUUUUUAACUAUAUUGAUAAUUUUACUAGAGCAAUCUAAUUGGAGAAUUGAGGAAGUGAAGAUUAGAUACUUCUGUAUCUAUGAGGUUGGCCCAGGUGACAUUUGGACAUGUUCAGAUUAUUCUUAUGAAGGAAAAACCACAAGCCAAAAUAAUACAUACUUCAUAGACCACUGAGUUCUAAUUUUAAUUCAUACUACGACAUUCUCUUUAAUAAUUUUGCAGGUAUUCUCAGUUUCAUUUUAAUAAAAAUGAAAUUUGAGAAGAAGUUUGGUUGUAGUAGGCCAUAUACAGUGCACAUGAUCUGUAGGUUUGGGCAUAUGCUUUCAUCAAUAAAUUAUCGGAUAAUGAGUUACAAAAUUACAAAGGAGAAUGAGAACUUAAUGAUUCUAUUGGAUUUCCAUAUAUUAAGCAAGAAUAUAUACUAUUUACAUAUGUGUAGUUAAGUAGGGCAUUAUCAUCAGUACAAAAACUAUGAAACAGAUGCGUAUUUCUUCAACAUAUUGUGUCAAGUAUGCUGUUUUACAGUUUGGUUGUUUUAUCCUUGUUGCCUAUCAACUCCCAAAAUAUAGGUUACUCCUAUUCAAAAGGAAAAAAAAACUUGUGAUUUGUUUGAGUGGCAUAUGUUCUUAAUACCAUUAGCAUUUGCUCUGAUAAAAGGGCAAUGAUUAUAGUAGACAAUAUUGUAACUCAAUAGACUUGUUGAAUAUGCAAACUUUCUGUCAAGUGACCUCAAAAAAAAAAAAAUUGAAAAGAUAGAAUACACUAGUAGUUCUUAUCCUCUUUUGUAGGAAACCAGUAAUAAGCCAUCGUGGCAAUAAUUCAUCAGUUAAUUUUGAAGCUUCAUGUUAUGCAAAAAAACCAGAAAAACCUGCUGUUAUACAUGUGACAGUGACUUUGUACUGAAAUUUCAGCUAUUCCAGAUAAACACUGUAUAUCUUGUAAAUUAAUCUUUAAAGGUAGUUUUGUUCUUAUAGAAAGUGUUGAUUGCCAGGUUGCUUAUAGCACUUUAAAUUAUUCUAAAAAUGAAAUUAUAAGCCAAAUAUGUUGGCUUAAGUAGAUUUAGUUGUAUAGCACUUGAAUAUAUUUAGUUCUUUUGAAAGUUUAGAUAAUUAUUUAAAGAAAGCAUUAUGCGAAUGGAAAGGAAAAUAAGAUGUUCUAUUACAAUAUGCUAUUGCUGAAUACAAAUAGAAAUAUAGGGCAUCGUUUCCUUGUCUAUGUAAAGCGCUCUUAUUGUAAGUCAGUAACAGUAUAUAGAUUAAAUGUUUACAGUAUAGGGAAUUGUAAAUAAAUAUAUCAGUUUUUUCCCCCUUUGGUCUUCCACAGCAGUAUUAUUGUCUUUGUGGAGUUGACUAAUUAUUAAAAAAAAAGAAGAUCCUGUAAUGGAUUUCAAUUACAAUAAGAUUAUAGUGGUGUAUACCAAAUAAAAUCAAAUACAUAAAUACAAA